GGCUCCUCUCCGAAACUGUAGAACGUUAAUUGCUUAUCUUCGCCCUCCCAUGUCUACUCUGUUGAACUUACUGACGUUACACACUCGCUCAGCUAAGGUCCAGGUUUUAGCUCGUUUAGCUAGUUACUGCUAGUUUGGUCCACAAGCAAUGUAAGCUACUCUACAAAAUCAACAUUUCCUUGACUUCUGCCUAAAGGUUAAACGUUGAUGUUGUGAACUGACUUGUUCGGAGGGUGUCUUAGCUCUUUAGCAACUUAGCUGGCGUUCCCUAAUAGCUGCUGCUACACACAAAAACACGACCUUAUGAACCGGAAGAUGUUACCUUGUUGAAGCAGCCGAGCAGAGCUGCAACAACGACACCAGUCUCCGGAGCAAGCCUUCAGACUGACAGUCAACAAUGGGGAAGAAAAGUCGCCUCACAGGAGGAGCAGUUGGUCGGAGAACGAUCCUACAGCUUUCACCCCCAGGGCUCCGUGGUGGGAAUGCCGGAGAAAGGGAAGAAGUACCCUCGGGAUCUGAUGAUGAACAGGAGGGUGAUGGCCACAGAUUCGUGAGAGAAAUACGCACAAACAUGAAGGCUCCUGCAGUAAAGGCCACAGAAGGGUUGUCCUUGCUUGGAGCCUAUGAGGAUAGUGAUGACGAGGAAGCUGGAGACUCUCAGCGUUCAGCAGCAAAUUCCCAACAUAACCAGUCGACCGACAUCGACAGUACAUUGGCCAAUUUCAUGGCUGAAAUUGAUGCAAUCACCACUCAGCCAAGUUUAGAUGAUGCAGCAUCUCAUUCUUCAGUCCCAACUAUCGCCCCUCCCCGACCUGAGGUUAAUACUCAGCAGCCAGCCGCCAGUGAAGAACAGAAUCAACAAAGCACAGAGUUUGAGUACAAUACUCAGUACUCACUAGCUGGAGUGGGUGUAGAGAUGGGAGACUGGCAGGAGGUUUGGGAUGAGAAUUCUGGCUGCUACUACUACUGGAACACUCUUACCAAUGAGGUGUCCUGGGAACUGCCUCACUAUCUAGCUGAUCAGGUUCAAAGCUUGGGGCAGUAUACCAACAGCACUAGUGUCAACGGCAAUGGCACAACACCUGCAGGUUAUCACACAGAGGAAAACGCUGCAUCUGUUGCAGUACCGACAUCAGUUAAAGAGACCAAAGUGAAGGAGGUAAUUGAGAGUGUCGUAGGCCUCACAAGUGAAGAGGAGGAGCGUCGCGGAGUGGCUGCAUCUCUGCUUGGUCCUCUGAUCCCCUCUGAAGUGAAAGAAGCAGAAGAAAAAUGGAGAAAAAGACUGCUUAAAAGUGUGGAUGAGCCAGAGAACAAUUUGGAUUCUGACGGAGAAGGUGUUCGCCCUGCAGCAUCCCCCUCUACCCCUCUGCAGGAACCCGACUCAGCCCCCACUGUCCAGAAAGAUCUUUGUACCAAGAAGCAGUCAGGUGACAACUCAGAUGCUGAGGAGGAGACAGAAGAGGACACAAUGGAGCUGGAACUAGCUCUGGAGAGGAAAAAGGCUGAGCUAAGGGCGCUGGAGGAGGGUGAUGGGAGUGCAGGGGGCUCCAGUCCUUGCUCUGAGACAAGCCAAGAAACCUCUGGUUCUCGUGGUCUUCCACUGAAGAAAAACCGCUGGAAGACCGCCUUCCCCUGUGCUGCCAGCCCCGACUCCAACAGCAGAGGUUCAGACCUACAGGAAAACACAGAGAUGGCACCAUCUAAAGUCCUGGAGAGUGUUGCAGAAGGAGAAGAUAAGGAAACAGACAGCUCUGAUGAGAAAACUGUUUCAAAACUUCCAGUUAAAGAAGAGGUGGAAACACCUGAGCUCAAGUUUCAGAUUGGACAACUGGCUAACACUUUAACCAGCAAGAUGGAGUUCCUGGGGAUAAACAAAAAGGCCAUCUCAAACUUUCAGUUGCUUCUGCUACAAACUGAGACUCGAAUUGCUGACUGGAGGGAAGGCGCUCUGAAUGGGGUCUAUCUUCGCCGCAGGCUGCAGGAAGCUGCCGAACACAUAAAAUAUUACGAACUUAACGCCGCCCCUAAAGGCUGGUCCUGCCACUGGGACAGAGAGCACAGGCGGUAUUUCUAUGUGAACGACCGGACCAGUGCCUCCCAGUGGGAUUUCCCAACAGAGGAGAGCAGGGACGAAGACCUGAAGGGCAGCCAAGAUAUCCAGGCACAGACGUCCAGCCAAGGGGAUACCAAAGCAUCAUCUGCAUCUGCUGGUAGGGUCACAGGGUCUUAUACCUCCGCUGCCCCACCACCAGCACCACCACCUCAGCCCAGUGCAUCAUCCCUCUGGUCCCCAUCCCAACCUCCUCUUCCUGACAGCCCACCUCCACCCUCCAACCACCCCCCUCCUCCGCCUCUCCCCCCAGGUUCACCACCUCCACCUCCUCCCCCUCCUGACAGCGAUGGAGAGAUCAUGGAGGUGGAGAUGGAGAUGGAUGAUGAUAAUGACGGGGAGCCUCCAGCCCCUGGAACUGAGGAAGACAGCAGUGGGAGGCCUCCUUUACCCCCAGGCACUGCUAACAUGAAGAUUGUGGAGUCGUCAGGCCCCUUGGGGAAGGGUCAGAAACGUAAAGCUGGCCAGCUGAAUAAAGCCAUUACUAUUGGCAGCAGUCCCAUUCUCUACACCCAGCCUGCUGCUAGUGCAGCCCCUCUAAUGUCAGCAACUGCCUACUGGGGUGUGCCGGCUGUCGCUGCCCCUUUAGCCCCUUGUGAACCUCCUCCACCUCCUGUCCCAGCCCUACCUCCUCAGCCGCCACUGCCACCAUCCCAGCCACCCUACGAACCACCUGGAGCCAAAGCUAUGCCCACAGACAAGAGCAAGAAAGCGAAAAAGGACAAGUCGAAGAAGAGCAAGAUCAAAAUGCCUUCGUUGGUGAAGAAGUGGCAGAGCAUCCAGAAGGAGCUGGAUGAGGAAGACAAGAGCAGCUCCAGUGACGAAGACAGAGAUCAGCUUAACAAGAAGAGCAUCGAGGAGUGGAAGCAACAGCAGUUCCUUUCAGGAAAAGCUUCGAAGAAUGCCAACUUUGAGGCACUUCCCGAAGACUGGCGGCAGCGACUGAAGAAACGGAAGACGACAAAUAACACGUAACAUCUGGCCUGGGUCAUACACCGCCCAGUCAACGUUUUAUAAAAUCCACUCCAACCAUUUCCAUAAGGUCAUGCUUCCCCAGCUUUAGUUUUCUCUAAUGAUAAAUGGAAUUUCUUUGCCAUUUUCCUUGAUCAUGAUGGAUACAUUUAGAGGCUCUUACAUGGCAGGCCAUUCACCAGAGGGGUUUGAAUGUCAUUUUCGUGUUUUUGUAGCCACUAUUGUAAAUGUGCCAAAUGUCUUGAGUUCAUCAGAAAUACUUCACCAUUUUGUAUAGACCCCAGUUAGAUGACCACCACAGUUUGUUUGGAGGGAUUGUCUAUUUUAUUGAGCAUUUUUACAAUUGUGUACAUAAACUGUAUAAUGGGAUAAGCCAUGUUUUUGGAAGGGGAGGGACUGCCACUGAAGUUGUACAUUUUGUAAGAAGUUAUUAAACUGUUUUUUGCAAAGC
This is a messenger RNA of Chelmon rostratus (copperband butterflyfish), 3533 nucleotides long. RefSeq names its product formin binding protein 4 (gene fnbp4). NCBI's taxonomy places the organism in Eukaryota, Metazoa, Chordata, Actinopteri, Chaetodontiformes, Chaetodontidae. The record is from RefSeq and is a predicted model, not a curated record. Gene Ontology annotation, molecular function: protein binding. Bases 398 to 3085 code for a protein of 895 amino acids. The transcript has 17 exons.